Molecule: messenger RNA, 1418 nt
Organism: Ricinus communis (castor bean)
Lineage: Eukaryota; Viridiplantae; Streptophyta; Magnoliopsida; Malpighiales; Euphorbiaceae
Product: magnesium-protoporphyrin IX monomethyl ester [oxidative] cyclase, chloroplastic
Exons: 5
Coding region: 105-1322 (405 amino acids)
Biological process (GO): chlorophyll biosynthetic process; photosynthesis
Cellular component (GO): chloroplast thylakoid membrane
Molecular function (GO): metal ion binding; magnesium-protoporphyrin IX monomethyl ester (oxidative) cyclase activity
Source: RefSeq, a predicted model, not a curated record
CAUAAAUCCUAUCCUUCACUUUCUUAGUCCCUUCUUCCCUCCACUCUUCAGUUCUCACUUCAAUUCAUAUUGUUACAUUACCAUAGCCAGACCAAAGAAGAAACAUGGCAGCAGAGAUGGCACUUGUGAAACCCAUCUCCAAGUUUAGCAGCAGUCCUAAAUUUGGGAACCCAAAAAGAACAUUUUCUCACUCCAAAUUCAACACUAUUAAAAUGUCAGCAACUGCACAGCCAACAAAACCAAAGCCAAGCAAGAAAGCUAAACAAACUGCUAUCAAAGAAACCCUUUUGACACCAAGAUUCUACACCACUGAUUUUGAUGAAAUGGAGACCCUUUUCAACACUGAAAUCAACAAGAACCUUAACCAGUCUGAAUUUGAGGCACUGCUUCAAGAAUUCAAGACUGAUUACAACCAGACCCACUUUGUAAGGAACAAGGAGUUCAAGGAAGCUGCUGAUAAGAUGGAAGGCCCUUUGAGACAGAUCUUUGUUGAGUUCUUGGAGAGGUCUUGCACUGCUGAGUUCUCUGGUUUCCUUCUCUACAAGGAGCUUGGAAGGAGGCUCAAGAAAACCAAUCCUGUUGUAGCAGAGAUUUUCUCUCUAAUGUCCAGAGAUGAAGCUAGGCAUGCUGGAUUUUUGAACAAGGGUCUGUCUGACUUCAAUCUGGCAUUGGACUUGGGUUUCUUGACAAAAGCUAGGAAAUACACAUUCUUCAAGCCAAAGUUCAUCUUCUAUGCCACUUAUUUAUCUGAGAAAAUUGGAUACUGGAGAUACAUAACUAUUUACAGACAUCUCAAGGCCAAUCCUGAGUACCAGUGUUAUCCCAUUUUCAAGUACUUUGAGAAUUGGUGCCAAGAUGAGAAUAGACACGGUGAUUUCUUUUCUGCCUUGUUAAAGGCACAACCUCAAUUCCUCAAUGAUUGGAAGGCUAAGUUGUGGUCUCGCUUCUUCUGCUUAUCGGUCUAUGUGACAAUGUACCUCAAUGAUUGCCAGCGGACAGCUUUCUAUGAAGGCAUUGGAUUGAAUACCAAAGAAUUUGAUAUGCAUGUUAUCAUUGAGACUAACCGCACAACAGCUAGAAUUUUCCCAGCUGUGCCGGAUGUUGAAAACCCGGAAUUUAAAAGGAAGUUGGACAGGAUGGUGGAGAUUAAUGAGAAGCUGAUGGCAGUUGGGGAGAGCGAAGACAUUUCGUUGGUGAAGAACUUGAAAAGGAUUCCUCUUGUUGCUGCAUUGGUUUCUGAAAUCUUGGCUGCAUAUCUGAUGCCACCAAUUGAAUCUGGAUCUGUAGAUUUUGCAGAGUUUGAACCACAAGUUGUUUACUAAUAGUUUUAUUUCCCCUUUCUUUUUCAGCUUUAGUGGGUUUGCUCAUGUAAUAUUGCCACAUUUACCAUAUGAAAACUGAGAAAAAAUUUCUAUCAA